Molecule: messenger RNA, 1197 nt
Organism: Oreochromis aureus
Lineage: Eukaryota; Metazoa; Chordata; Actinopteri; Cichliformes; Cichlidae
Exons: 5
Coding region: 1-1197 (398 amino acids)
Source: RefSeq, a predicted model, not a curated record
AUGAGGUUUGAAGCCAGACAUCAAUAUUUCAAGACAGUAGCAAGAAUCACCAAUAACUAUAUUAAUAUUUGUCAGACUUUGGCAAAGAGGAAUCAGCAAUGCUGGGAGUGGCAGCCUGAACGGAUCAUCAGGAGUGAUCAUACACAAGCAGCAGUUAAUAACUUAUCACUUCAAGAACUUCCAGUGAACUUGCAGAUUUGUUUGCAGAACUUGGAGACAGCCGUUACUGUGGAUGAGAAACUCUGGACGAGUAAAUGCAUCAUUUUAAACUCUGUAAAAUAUGCAGUUGGAGAUUUCUUCAUUUUGGAACUUGUGCAUGCAGAGCAAAUUCCACUGUUUGUGAAAAUAGACCUGAUUGUGUAUAUCAGGGCAAACUGGUUUCUUGUUGGAAGACUUUUCACAACACUGGAGUUUAUAAGACACCUUCAAUCAUACCACAUCAGAGAGACUGAUGAUCUGUUGAUAUUCAAGCCUGGGGAUGAGGUAGACUUUCAUGCUUUGGACGCAUACAGAUGUGAUGGUCAAGACUUCAUUACACUGAUCCACCGACCUUUUAAGGCAGUCCAUACCAAAGUUAGUGGAAGGCAACACAAAGAAAAGCAUACUGUGCCAGCACUCCAACCUAUGUUUAACUGCAAAGUGCAGUUUCCUCCAGCUGUGCUCACUGCGUUGACCAAUAAAGAUGCAGCACUAAAGUCACCCACCAAGAACAGACUCAAAAACAUGCUUAUUCAAGCACUGUUUGACCACUUGAGUAAUGAGACAAUGUAUCCCUCUCAUGUGCAGUAUGUAGAGCUUCUGAGGACUGUCCUUCUGAGUUUUCCUUUUUUGAAGGAGAGUUAUGGCUCUGGAUAUGAUGCUCUGCAUGAGUCUCUCAGGAACAAGUUUAAAAAGGAAAGAAGACCACUAGUAGACAUAGAGGAAAUUGAAAAAAUGAGACAGAAAUACUCAGUUCCAAAUUCAGGAAGAAAAAGAUCAUCAGAUGUCCAGCCCUGUAUCCUUUUGAAAAAAACCAAGGAUAUCAAUCCUUUUGACGAUGGGGCGGAUGAAAGGAGCACCGACCAACAUGUAUCAGUGAUUAAGCAAGAGUGCCAAAAAACUAGGCCAAAUGUGGAUGUCAUUCGAACGCACCUCAGGAAAAUACAGAAGUACAGAACACACUACAUUCUUCAGCAUACUACUGAAGAGGUUCUAUGA